Messenger RNA from Fibroporia radiculosa, 1035 nucleotides. RefSeq lists its product as uncharacterized. The record is from RefSeq and is a predicted model, not a curated record. Bases 1 to 1035 code for a protein of 344 amino acids. The transcript has 8 exons. Lineage: Eukaryota; Fungi; Basidiomycota; Agaricomycetes; Polyporales; Fibroporiaceae.
AUGUCGGAGACGUUGGCUGCCGAAUACCGCCAGCUUGGGAAGUCGGGCUUGCGUGUCUCAGUUCCCAUCCUCGGAGGAAUGAGUUUUGGCACUCCUGCCUGGGGCGGCCCAUGGAUCUUGAACGAAGAAGAGAGUCUUCCUAUCCUUAAGGCUGCCUGGGAUCUAGGCGUGACCAGCAUAGACACAGCUAACACAUACUCGAACGGAGAAGCCGAGAGGAUCGUCAGCGCAUUUAUCCGGAAGUAUGAUAUCCCCAGGGAGAAGUUGGUGAUCAUGUCCAAAGUCAUGUUCUUGGUAUCCCCGGAUCCUGCCGUCCUAACGGUACUCAACCCUGGGUUGAACCACACGCGUGACUUUGUCAACCAAGGUGGCCUUUCCCGAACUGCAAUAUUCAACCAGGUGGAAGGGUCCCUCCGCCGGCUCCAAACGUCGUACAUCGACCUCCUGCAAAUUCAUGCCUUUGACCCUACUACGCCGAUAGAGGAAACCAUGAAGGCCCUACAUGAUCUGAUCAUCGCCGGGAAAGUGCGAUACAUCGGUGCAUCCAAUCUUCGUGCGUGGCAGCUUGCCGAGAUGAACCAUGUUGCGGAGAAGAACGGCUGGACGCCCUUUGUGAGCAUCCAGGUUGAGCACUCGCUGAUAUACCGCCCUGAGGAGCAAGAGAUGUUCGCGUACUGCAAGCACAAGGGGAUUGGCAUCAUCACUUAUUCUCCCCUCACAGAUGGACACCUCGCACGGCCGCUGGGAACUGAAACCACUCGAACAAAGUGUCUAGCUGGCACUCCAUUCGAGAAGCCCCGCAAGGAGUCGGACAACGUGAUUAUCAAGCGCGUCGAGGAAUUGGCCACGAAGCUGCAGUGGAAGAUGAGCCAAGUUGCGCUCGCUUGGAGUUCCUCCAAAGUAACGAGCCCAAUCGUCGGUAUAAACUCUGUCGAUAGGCUCAAAGAGUCCAUCAUCGCGGGAAAGACUUUGAGUGCGGAUGAUAUCAAGUAUCUCGAGGAACCGUACGAGUACCACCCACACAGGUUCGGCUGA